GCUACUUCGACCCGGAGUCCUCCCUCCUCCGGGAGGAGUACCGCCGCUACAGAAAGAGACUAUCUUCUUCAAAUGACUCCCCAAUGUUGGGGACCUCAGUCUCCAGAUUCUCGGAAGCAAGGGCGUUGCAUGAUGGAAGCAGCAUACCUAGGCGGCCCAAUGCUGGUCUACUACUUAAAGAUGUCAAGAAGGAGGCUGCUGAUUAUUCCGACAUUGAUGGCUUGAAUGGGCCGAAACUGUUUGGAUCUGCAAAAAGGACAUCGCUGGAUGGUGGUUCAGGUAGGAGGGCGGCAAGAUUAGCGUUGAAUCUGGUCAAGCUGGAGGACGAUAUGCCACGAGAAGGAGAAACACCUUCUACAACGUUUGCAUCCCUUCUUGAUUCAGCGAUACAAGGAUUGAUGCCCUUCCCGGACAUGAUUUUACAAUUUGAGAGGACAUGUAGAAACGCUUCAGAGUCACUAAGGUUUUAUAUUGCCUUACACUAGUAAUAAUGCUCCAUUAUAUGACUUCAUAUGAUUGGCAUAUUCUACUGCUGACCAAUUCUUGGA
Hordeum vulgare subsp. vulgare (domesticated barley) is the source of this 548-nucleotide messenger RNA. RefSeq names its product nuclear pore complex protein NUP107-like. The record is from RefSeq and is a predicted model, not a curated record. Lineage: Eukaryota; Viridiplantae; Streptophyta; Magnoliopsida; Poales; Poaceae. The coding region runs from base 84 to 485 and encodes 133 amino acids. Gene Ontology annotation, molecular function: structural constituent of nuclear pore. Gene Ontology annotation, cellular component: nuclear pore outer ring; nuclear pore. The transcript has 3 exons. Gene Ontology annotation, biological process: mRNA export from nucleus; protein import into nucleus; regulation of DNA-templated transcription.